Molecule: messenger RNA, 498 nt
Organism: Salvelinus namaycush (lake trout)
Lineage: Eukaryota; Metazoa; Chordata; Actinopteri; Salmoniformes; Salmonidae
Product: solute carrier organic anion transporter family member 3A1-like
Exons: 2
Coding region: 1-498 (165 amino acids)
Biological process (GO): transmembrane transport; sodium-independent organic anion transport; prostaglandin transport
Cellular component (GO): membrane
Source: RefSeq, a predicted model, not a curated record
AUGGCGAGGGAGCUGGUGAGUGUUCUGACCACCCUGGAGCGCCGCUUCAACCUCCAGUCCGCCGACGUGGGCGUGAUCGCCAGCAGCUUCGAGAUCGGCAACCUGGCCCUCAUCCUAUUUGUCAGCUACUUCGGAGCAAAGGCCCACCGGCCGCGUCUGAUUGGCUGCGGGGGCCUCGUCAUGGCGCUGGGCGCGCUGCUCUCCGCCCUGCCAGAGUUCCUGACCCACCAGUAUGAGUACGAGGCCGGGGAUGGGUGGCACGCGGAGGACGGGAGGGAUGUGUGUUCCAACAUGACCAGGACUGAGGGCAGAGACUCUGCCUUCCUGUGUGGGAACAAGUCCAACACCAACAUGAUGUACCUGCUGCUGAUAGGGGCCCAGGUACUGCUGGGGAUCGGGGCAACACCAGUACAGCCUCUAGGGGUGUCCUACAUAGACGACCAUGUCAAGAGGAAAGACUCCUCUCUGUACAUAGGUGAGUAUAUCAACCUUAUAUAA